AUGAAGGUGUCCUCUAUGCUUCCCUGCAAGGGGUGUACCCCCUGGCAGGGACUACUGUUCACAGCCUGCCUUUUAACCUGCUGGCACCUGUCCACCACUGAUGAAGUCAGCAUUGAAUUAGUGCCACCCCAAGUGGUUGAAGGAGAAAAUGUCCUUUUCCUUGUUCACAAUCUGCCAGAUAAUCUUAGAGCCUUAAGCUGGUUCAAAGGGAGAACAAAUACGAGCCACGAAAUUGCACUGUAUACAAUACAUGCUAAAGAAUGUGUGACAGGACCUGUACACAGCGGUAGAGAGAUAGUGCACAGCAGUGGAUCUCUGCGGAUUCUCAAGGUCACCCAGAAGGACAUAGGAUACUACACCCUUCGAACAUUUAAUAAACAAUCAGAAACCGUAUCAAUAACAUCCACGUACCUCCAUGUGAACACCUUCCUUUGGAACUGUGGGCGCCUUGCCACCUCUGCCCAGCCCACUAUUGAAUCACUGCCACCCGUAGUUCCUGAAGGGGGACAGGUUAUUCUAAAAGUUCACAAUGUCCCAGAGAAUCUUUUAGGCUUUGUAUGGUUCAAAGGGAAGGCUGUGUUCUGGCACCUUGAGAUUGGCCGAUACAUGCUAUCCACAAAAUCAAGUGUGUUGGGGCCUGCACACAGCGGUAGAGAAGAAUUUUUGAGCAAUGGAAUCCUGCUGUUCCACAAUGUCACUGAGGAGGAUGCCGGAUUGUACACCCUACGGAUUCUGAGUACAGAUAUGAAGAAUGAAGAAGCGCAUGUAGAAAUCCAGGUGGACACUGCUCUUUAUAAGUGCUGUAAUCCUCUCACCUCUAGCAAAAUCUUGACUGAACCAGUGCCCCGGUAUGCUGCUGAAGGUGAAAGCGUUCUCCUGCUUGCUCAUAAUCUGCCAAAAAAGAUGAUAUCAUUUUCCUGGUACAGAUCAAUGUAUAAGGUCCCAGCUUUUAAAAUUGUGGAAUACAACAGUAUCAGAAAUACCACCAACUGGUGGAAUGAAUCCACUGGAAGAGAGAUAGUGUACAGCAGUGGAUCCCUGCUGCUCCUGAACGUUACUCAAAAUGAUGCAAGAAUGUACACACUAGAAACUUUAGACAUAUAUUACAAAGUGGAAACAUCACAUGUGCAAUUUCAUGUAAACAAGCCUCUGACACAGCCCACUAUAAAAGUCACUGACAUUAGAGACAAAGGAGACAGAUCUGUGAUGUUCACCUGUGUUUCACCCGACAUUGACACCUCCAUAAGUUGGUUCUUCAAUUACCACAGUCUGAAGAUCACAGAGAGAAUGACACUGUCCCCAACAAAGUGUGGACUCAGAAUAGAUCAUGUCAGGUGGGAGGAUGAAGGAGAGUAUCGGUGUCUGGUCACCAACCGAGUAGGUAUAAAGGUCAGUCACCCAGUCAAGUGGCCAUGA
Molecule: messenger RNA, 1416 nt
Organism: Acomys russatus (golden spiny mouse)
Lineage: Eukaryota; Metazoa; Chordata; Mammalia; Rodentia; Muridae
Product: pregnancy-specific glycoprotein 22-like
Exons: 5
Coding region: 1-1416 (471 amino acids)
Biological process (GO): T cell activation
Cellular component (GO): external side of plasma membrane
Source: RefSeq, a predicted model, not a curated record